Cydia fagiglandana is the source of this 2264-nucleotide messenger RNA. RefSeq lists its product as uncharacterized. The record is from RefSeq and is a predicted model, not a curated record. NCBI's taxonomy places the organism in Eukaryota, Metazoa, Arthropoda, Insecta, Lepidoptera, Tortricidae. Bases 607 to 1764 code for a protein of 385 amino acids. The transcript is spliced from 7 exons.
ACAAACCAGUACCGCGCGGCGCGCCGACGCGAACGUGCGUUCGAAUUUUAAAUAUUAAAAAGUUAACUUUAAAAAUAAUACGAUACGUGUGUUUAUUUUUUUACAACCGGCCAGUGUUUUUAAUUGUCUUUGGAAGUGUGUUGUGGUUUUAUUUUUAAAGGAUUCUUUAUAGUGCCGUUCUUAUGUUGGAAGGUCUAAAUGAAGAGCAAUGAAGGAAGCCGUUUUCUCAGAAACAUUGAGAAGAUGUAGCAUUUCCAGAGGAUGAAGUCAGACUUCACUAAAUAAACUUGAAGAAUAUGAGAUCUAAUUCUCGAAAACUAUUCUUAGAGGGUAGACUUAAUAAGUACCAUUGGAUCGCCUUACAUUCUGAGAAAUAAUGCAGAAAUUCACACACAAUAUUAGAUCUUCGACGGACGUAUGAAUUUAGAAACCAAAUACCCACGCUUUUUAACACCUUUAGGGGUCAAAACAAUAUUGGCACAAAACAUGACUACAAGCCGAUAAAUAACUUGCAUUUAAGACAAUAGUCCUUGAUUAAGAUCUUUGACAGCGCUUGGUUCAACCCCAAGGUGUGUUUGGAAUCUGAAUCUAUGUAAAGGCCUAUGAAUGUCUGAGAUGUGCGGGAAAGAGACAGAGAUGUCGACGAGCAACGAGCUGAGUGAGAUGGAGAAGCCGCGGAUGAAACCAGCGGUGAGGAAGAUCUUCUGCUGCAGUGUGACGGCCGCGUCGGGUUUCAUCGCUGCGUACGCGCUGGUAGCGUACGCGAUAGCACUAAUCUACGAGAUAGUAUGGGUGGUGGAGUCCCAAAGCGGCCUCCCAGUGGCCUCCGCGUUACUCAUGGCGUGCUACUGUAUCGUUAUAGCGGCCACUGUCACACUGGUCCACGGUCUUAUCUCUAAAAACAACAAGUGCCUGCUCUCGUGGCUGAUCACCGUGAUACUCGUGCUCAUACCGGAGUGCGUUCUAGUCUUCUAUAUGUCCAUUAGUCAUUGGGGCCUGCAAGGCGUGUACGGCGGUGCGGAGCUGGCGUGCUACGUGGCGCGACUCCCCGCCAUUGUGUGCGGCGUCGUGUUAGUGCAGUCGGCAUACGCCAUUCGGGAAGCUAGGAACGCCGGGUACGCCAACGGGGCCGCAGUGGGCGGCAGCGAGUUCGACGCCAGCCACUACGUGCCCGAAGCGCCGGCCGCGUUCACCAACGAUGGCUUCAUGGCUGACAACGGCAAAUCUGGCUCCAUGCCCGACCUGCGGCGGCACCUCGCAUCGCGCCAGUCCUUCAACCAGGGCUACCACAUGCCGCCGCCACCACCAGCCUACUGGCAGCACCUCGCCGAGCGGCAGUACGCCGCCAGCCUCCGCGGCUACCCGAAGCCCACAGGCUACCCGCAAAUGUACGGAACCUGGGUCGGCCCGCGCUCCGGCCCUUACGACAACCCUUACAAGCGCAGACACUCCAUAGUCGGCGCUUUCGCCGACGAAUACCCGGCUAAAGACUACGAAUACGAAGACAGGGCUGACUGUAAAAGCGAGAUGGCGUAUCCAUACUACAGACAUUAUUACGACCCUAGAAUGCAUUAUCCCCCUGAGUAUGAUCCUAGAUUUUACCCCAGAGACGACGCCUAUGGAGUUAAUUUGCUAAGACAUGAUCCGUAUCAUUUUAGCAAUUCAAGAGACAGAGCGUUCUAUGGGCAAGGGUUGAGGAACAGCCAUAAUUCGGUUGGGAACGAAUCGGACGAUUUGGGGAAAUAUAAGGAUGUGGCUCUGUGAUGGUUUAAUUUAAAUAGGUAUAUAAUAGAUUUUUAAAAAUGAAAGGCGAAUAUCGAACUAUUUUCUUAUUUAAUGAGAUCUUAUGGACAGAUAAUUCGUGUUUGGAUAAGUAAUACAAGCGGAAAGAUAUCCCUUGAUGGCAUUAAAAUUAUCUCGCCGAUUUAAAAUUAAGCAUCUAAGUACUUACUUUAAAAUAUAUAAUAAAAAAAUGAUAUUGAUGAUUAUGAAUGUUCAAUAAAUGAUAUGAAUAAAAUUAUAUACGUAAACGUAUUUAGCAUAAUAAGUAUUUGAAAAUAAGUAGAAUAACUUAUUGUAAGAUAAGAUACCUUACUUACCUAAGUAUUUUUGUAAUUACAUAUUUAGUUAAGUAGUUACCUAAUAACCAAAGGUGUAAAUAUUGAAAAAUCUAUUUGUAUUAACGGCAAUCUACUUACAUUACGUACGUUAAAAGUUUCGAGUCACUAUGUUAAAAGCGAGGACAGAAUAAAUAAUAUUUUUUA